Penaeus indicus is the source of this 1088-nucleotide messenger RNA. RefSeq lists its product as uncharacterized. Gene Ontology annotation, biological process: protein ubiquitination; modification-dependent protein catabolic process. The transcript is spliced from 3 exons. Gene Ontology annotation, molecular function: ubiquitin protein ligase binding; protein tag activity. The record is from RefSeq and is a predicted model, not a curated record. Bases 39 to 569 code for a protein of 176 amino acids. Lineage: Eukaryota; Metazoa; Arthropoda; Malacostraca; Decapoda; Penaeidae. Gene Ontology annotation, cellular component: nucleus; cytoplasm.
CACGAAGGCGGGAGAGAGAAAAGGCCUCACGGUGCGCCAUGUUCAUCCACAUCAUCAUACCAACAGGGAGAAGAAUAGUUGUCGAAGCGGAUCGCUAUGAUACGAUUAAGAGGGUCAAGGAGGUCAUAGGUCAGAAGGAGGACGUGCCCGCCGAGGACCUGCGGCUGCACCACGCCGGCCAGCUCCUCGACGACGACCGCACCCUCGACCGCUGCGACAUCACCGAGGGCUCCAAGCUCACCCUCCGCUUCAGGCUGCGGGAGGACGAGGGCGGCCAGCCCACCUUCCUGCUGCACGUGGUCACGCCCACGGACAAGACCGUGAGCGUGGAGGUGGGCCCCGCGACCACCGGCCGGCAGCUGAAGACCCUGAUCCGCCGGGAGAGCGAGGAGGCCUUCUGGGAGAGCGAGCAGCAUCUGCUGGUGAGGGACCUGGAGAUGCAGGACGAUAAGACGCUGGCCGACUACGGCAUCACCAAGGAGACCGUCAUUCGGAUGCAAAACGUACCAUGCCUGCGUCUCCACAUCGGUUCAAGUCGAGAGAGCUGCGAGGCAUCGGCCUACUCGUGACUCUCCUAAGACACAAAAAAAGACGAAAAAAAGAAAAAAAAAGUUACCCCAAAAAAGAAAAGAAAAAAUGUCAUAGCACAGUAAUUUCUGUACUACCAGGCAACUGUAAAACAAAAGUGAUGCCCCCAGCGCCUCUUCGCGUCUCCGUCAGCGACUACAGGUUUUCCAUUCGUGCAUGACAGAUUUUUUGAACUGUUGUUCAGAAUUGGACAGUCUUUUAUUCAAAUUCAACCAGAAAUGUAAGAAAAUAAAUACUAACAACAAGAACAACAGCUAAUUAUUUGCAAUGACUGUGUGUAAAUGAAUAAUAAAUGUUUCAGUGGAUAUUAAUAAUUAUUUUUUUGAUUGUGUGAGUUUCUCAAUAUUGUUUUUUUUUGUUUUUUUUUGUUAAUUUCACUUUAGUUGGAGUCUACCAUUUGCAUAUAUUAUAUCCGAUGCACCUGAAUAGAUAUAUUUUACAUCCUAUUUAUAACUGUAUAUGAAUUUGUUCUUUGUUCUUAAUAAAAUAAAUGUACAGUC